UCAGGUUGUGGUUGAUGACACUCGGAGGCAGGAAUUUGAGCUGAAGUUGUCCCCAAUAUGGAUAUGUCUUUCCCCCCAAUUGCAAUACGUAUUGCCUUGGCCUCUUAGUGCGGUAUCUCUGCAAAGGACGUAACAUCCUCCUGGCGGUACUGAAUUGCCAAGGCGUAUUUAAAGGAGCCCAGCGAAAGGUUCCCUCUGUGGGGACUUUUUCAGCCGAUGUAAAUAACGAUAAGGUUCCUGCUCCCAUCCGAUCCCACGGCAGCCGAGCAUCAAGGCUGGCAUUUUGGAGCGAACAGCCGUGACAAUUGAGAAUGCCGCAACCUAGAGUGAGGUUAAUAGUGACUGGUGAUGAUUUUGGAUAUUGCUUGAGGAGGAAUCAAGGUAUUAUGGAAUGCUUUCACGCAAAAGCAAUUUCCAACGUGUCCUUAUUGGUGAAUGGCAUUGCGGCUAAAGAGGCAGCUACAUCGGCUACAAGAAACAAGGUUCCACUUGGUCUUCAUGCAAACCUUUCUGAGGGGCUACCUGUCUGUGAUCAACUCCGAAUGGGUUCUUCCCUUGUCAACAAGGAUGGCUUUUUCCAUGGGAAGAUGGGAAUUAGGGAAGUGCUGAAGAGUGGCCAUAUCAACCUGUCUGAGGUAGACCAGGAGUUAAGAGGACAGGUAGAUCUAUUCUGUGAACUAACAGGACAUUUACCUCACCAUAUGGAUGGACAUCAGCAUGUUCAUGUUUUACCAGGUAUACGAGAUAUAUUUGCACAAGUACUUUCAGAUUAUGGAAUUAAGUACACUCGAGUCCCUAUAGAACCAGGCCUGCAUGACUGUGAAUGGAUAGGACAGCAGCUAAUGGACUUCUAUCUGCAAGUUGAAAAAGAUGCAUUCAAUUCAAUUGAUGUAUUUAGACAACAUGGAAUCAGGUGGACUGAUAUCUAUAUUGGCCUAACAACAAUGGGGAAAAAUAUGUCAGUAUCAAAUAUCCAGCAAGUCAUUGAAAACGCCAUUGCCACAAGGACAGACAUCUCCUGUGGGAAAAGAUUCCGAGCUCUACAGAAUGAUGCAAUAUUGACAAUGGAACUAAUGGUGCAUCCUGGUUAUCCCAGCUUUCCUGAGGAGGGCGGAUGUGGUGAAGGGCCCGAUGAAUUUUCAAUGUCUGCAGAUCGAUUUCUUGAACUGCAAACCCUCAAGGAGUCAAAACUACUAAAAUAUUAUGAGGACAAAAACAUACAACUGUGCUCAUUCAAAGACAUAAAGGAAAUAGGAGCUGAGAAAAUAAUUCAGAGGGAGGGGAACGAACACAGAUUUGAGGCUUUCAGGGACUAGAGAAUGGCAGUCCCAGAAAUCCUUGCAAAUUAAAUGCCAUGGGAUCACAGAAAAAAGACAUGGUUAAAGAAGUGAAACUAAAUUAUCCAAUAUUUCACUGGUCAUACAGAAAAAUGCAUAAUGCUUAAUAGAGUUCGAAUUUAAUUACAGUAAAAAAAGCCCCUUUGGUUAUUUCUAGUUCCACUCAGAACAGAUGUCAAUGCUAAUUCUUAAAAAUUUAAAUCAUCAGUUGAAUUUAUCCUGUGUAUUCAAGGAAAUUGAAAUUAGGUUCAGUGCGGUGUUCCAAAUAUUUCAGUUUGCUAUCUACAGCAUCAAAACAAAUGAAGUAACAAGGCAACCAAUUUUGAUAAAAUUAAUGCCUCAAAGAGUUUAUAUUUUAAAAAGCAUUAAACUAUUCUUCUAUAAACAAGUACUGAUGUACAGAAUUACAAAACAAUGUGCAAUAACUUGAAAUUUCAUAAAACAUGGGAGACAUCAUUGAUCAAUAAUUAAAAUCAGUGUUUGGUCAUGAAAUGCUCGGUUAUAAAUAAAAAAAAAUGGUCACUUAAACUGAACAAGUUUUUAUAGAAUCACAGAAUUGCUGUGGCACAGGAGGCUAUACCUGCAUGCCUGCACAAGUUCAGUUCCCUACUGCCAAUUUCCUGCCUUUCCCCCCCCCCCCCCGAAUGUCAUCUCUAUCUAAAUUAUCGAAUGCCUUCUUGAAUACCUCAAUUACAGCACGUAUGUGUGCUGGAGUAAGUCUUUAAUUUUGCGAUGCAGUUAUCCAUUGCAGAGUUAUUGGCAAGGUUUAUGAAUUGGAGGGUCCUAAUACAGGAUAACUGCACCCUUAAAUGCCUAAAACACUACUCAAUGCUGACCAUGAGGUUAUUUCACAACUGUGAACUGGAUAGGAGAGUAUCUUGGGUUUAGAAGGCUGCUGAUUGGUGUACUCAAGGAUACGGCUUUUUAAAAAGGUAUUGAUUUGACUGACUUUUGAAGUGAAUACAAGACAAUAUAUUGUAUAAUGUAACAGAACAUUCAAAUGAAUCUUGAUAGAAUUGUCAAAUAAAAUUUAAUAUUUUGGUUC
Molecule: messenger RNA, 2382 nt
Organism: Hemiscyllium ocellatum (epaulette shark)
Lineage: Eukaryota; Metazoa; Chordata; Chondrichthyes; Orectolobiformes; Hemiscylliidae
Gene: ydjc
Product: YdjC chitooligosaccharide deacetylase homolog
Exons: 6
Coding region: 312-1316 (334 amino acids)
Biological process (GO): carbohydrate metabolic process
Molecular function (GO): deacetylase activity
Source: RefSeq, a predicted model, not a curated record